This is a messenger RNA of Hansenula anomala, 2097 nucleotides long. RefSeq lists its product as uncharacterized. Gene Ontology annotation, biological process: long-chain fatty acid metabolic process; long-chain fatty-acyl-CoA metabolic process. Gene Ontology annotation, molecular function: long-chain fatty acid-CoA ligase activity. NCBI's taxonomy places the organism in Eukaryota, Fungi, Ascomycota, Saccharomycetes, Phaffomycetales, Wickerhamomycetaceae. Bases 1 to 2097 code for a protein of 698 amino acids. The record is from RefSeq and is a predicted model, not a curated record. Gene Ontology annotation, cellular component: lipid droplet; plasma membrane; endoplasmic reticulum. The transcript has a single exon.
AUGGUCCAUCUAGUCAAUGUCCCAGUGGCUGAGCCAGAAAGAGCUGGUGAAACCGCCCCAAGAAGAAAUGCUAAAUUAAAAGAUCAUACUCCAAUCAAAAGACCAGUCGGUUAUAAAGCAAACACAAUCUAUGAAUUCAUGUUGGAAGCUUUCAACAAAGGUGGCGAUCGUCAUGCAAUCGGUUACAGAGAUAUCGUUGAAGUCCAUAAAGAGAAGAAAAUGGUUAAAAAGAUGGUUGAUGGUGAAGAACAAGAGGUUGAAAAAACUUGGUUAUUUUAUGAAUUAACUGAUUAUAAAUAUGAAUCAUAUAAACAAUUGAACAAAUAUGUUCAUGAUUAUGGUCGUGGUUUGAUUCAAUUGGGUUUGAAACCAAGUGGUGAACAUAAACUACACAUUUUUGCAUCAACUUCUCAUAAAUGGAUGAAAACAUUCUUAGCUUCUCAAUCUCAAGCUAUUCCAGUUGUUACUGCUUAUGAUACUUUAGGUGAAAAAGGUUUAACAGUUUCUUUAACUCAAACUGAAUCAAAUGCUAUCUUUACUGAUAAUCAUUUAUUAAGUGCUUUGAUCAAUCCUUUACAAAAAGCUAAAGAUAUCAAAUUCAUUAUCCAUUCAGAACCAAUUGAUCCAAAGGAUAAAAGACAAGAAGGUGAAUUAUAUCAAGAAGCUAAAUCUGCAGUCGAUAAGAUCCUUGAAGUUAGACCAGAUAUCAAAAUCGUAUCAUUAGAUGAAGUUCAUCAAAUGGGUAAAGAUUCCCCAGAUACUCCAGUUAAUCCACCAUCAGCUUCAGAUCUAUCAUGUAUUAUGUACACUUCAGGUUCAACUGGUGAUCCAAAAGGUGUUGUUUUAACACAUGAAAAUAUUUUAUCUGGUGUUGCAGGUGUUUCUUUUAUUAUUGAUCGUUCAUUAAUUAAUGAAAAAGAUCGUAUCAUUGCAUUUUUACCAUUAGCUCAUAUUUUCGAAUUAGCUUUUGAAUUGAUUGCAUUUUAUUGGAAUGGUACAAUUGGUUAUGCCAAUGUCAAGACUUUAACUGAUACUUCAACUAGAAAUUGUUCAGGUGAUAUUAAAACUUUUAAACCAACAAUCAUGGUUGCAGUUGCAGCUGUUUGGGAAACAAUUAAAAAAGGUAUUAUGGCACAAAUAGCUAAACAACCUGCUUUAACUCAAAAAUUAUUUUGGGGUUGUUAUAAUUAUAAAUUGAAAAAUUGGAAAGUUCCUGGUUCAACUUAUUUAAUUGAUAAUUUUAUUUUCAAAAAAGUUAAACAAGCAACUGGUGGUAAUUUAAGAUUUGUCUUGAAUGGUGGUUCGCCAAUUUCAAAAGAUACUCAAAUUUUCAUUUCAAAUCUGUUAUGUCCAAUGUUGAUUGGUUACGGUUUAACUGAAACUGUUGCUAACACUACAGUUGUUCACCCAGAUGAUUUUGAAUUUGAUGUUCAAGGUGCCCUAAGUGGGUCCAUCACUGUUAAAUUAGUUGAUGUUGCAGAUGCUGGUUAUUAUGCAAAGAACGAUCAAGGUGAAAUCUGGAUUAGAGGUUAUCCAGUUACUCCAGAAUAUUACAAGAAUGAAAAAGAAACUAAAGAUUCUUUCGAUCCAGAUGGAUGGUUUAAAACUGGUGAUAUUGGUGAAUGGACUAAAACUGGUCAAUUGAAAAUCAUUGAUCGUAAAAAGAAUUUAGUUAAAACUUUGAAUGGUGAAUAUAUUGCAUUGGAAAAACUGGAAUCAGUAUAUCGUUCAAAUACUUAUGUUCAAAACAUUUGUGUUUAUGCUGAUCAAAACCAUGCUAAACCAGUUGGUAUUGUUGUUCCAAAUGAAACUGCAAUCAAAUCAUUAGCUUUGGAAUUAGGUUUAAUCAAAUCUGAAAGUGAUGAUAUUCACAAGGCUUUACAUGAACCUAAAUUAGUUAAUAAAGUUUCAAAAGCUUUAGUUAGUACUGCUAAAUCUCAAGGUUUAAAUGGUAUCGAAUUAAUUGCUGGUUUAGUGUUCUCUGAUGAAGAAUGGACUCCACAAAAUGGAUUUGUUACAUCUGCACAAAAAUUACAAAGAAAGAAGAUUUUGGAAGCUAACAAGAAAGAAGUUGAUCAAGCUUAUGCUCGUUCUUGA